UGUUCUUUUGUGCAAAUAUUAUUUUAGUUGUAACUUCUUCCAACCGAUGGAACGAUACGAGGCAGAUAUUUUGAGACUAAAUCGAAAAAUUAAGGAACUUAUAUCUCAGAAUGAUAUUCUUGAGACCCGCAACAAGCAGCUGGCGGCCGAAAAUCGAGCUCUUCGAGCGGAAGUAAUCGAGCUGAGCCAAUCCAACGUGAGCAUGUCCCAGCUAAGUGUCCGGUACAAAGGGCAGCUGGAGAAAGAGACCUGCCAAAAGGAGCUUCUGUAUGACGCGUGCCAGAAAUUGAAAGCACAGCAUCGAACUCUCAUGGACCGGUAUCUUCAGGAAUGCGAAAAAGCAAAGACGAUGGAGCAUCAUCUUCGGUCGGCAGCAUCUAUCAAGAGGAUUUCGCGCGUGCCAGUCGAGUUGAUUGGAAAAGUAUCAGAUGUUUCCGGCAACGCAGGUCAGUACGAGAAACGAUGUCAACAGUUACAGCAAAGAUGCGAAGAGCUGCAAAAAGAUUUAGCUGGAACCUAUACUAUCAUUGACGAUUUAGAAUUCGAACUCGAAAGUGUGGAUUUCCUUGAAGACGAAAACACCCGCUUACAUCAGGAAAUCAUUCGUCUGAGGUCGCAAGUUCAAAACCUUGACUCCCAGGCCGCGCCAACCGAAAUUCUCCUAAGUCACCGGCAACAAUCAGAAGUGGCAGAUAUUAAGUUUGACGAUGGUGCCAAAACGAUUACUGAACAGAACACUUCGGAGGAUAUUUCGUGCAGUGAAUGUUUGGACCGUAAUGACAAGAGGUUGACCCGGAGAUUCGAUCUUCAAAUGAAAUUGGAGGACCUGCAUCGCAAAAAAACCUACCAGGAAAAUGGUGAUGGUUAGUUGUGGGACACAUGAACUUUCUUAUUAA
Messenger RNA from Uranotaenia lowii, 896 nucleotides. Its product is annotated as paramyosin. The transcript has 6 exons. Bases 47 to 868 code for a protein of 273 amino acids. The record is from RefSeq and is a predicted model, not a curated record. NCBI's taxonomy places the organism in Eukaryota, Metazoa, Arthropoda, Insecta, Diptera, Culicidae.